Messenger RNA from Soboliphyme baturini, 702 nucleotides. The record is from the annotation of a GenBank genome assembly. NCBI's taxonomy places the organism in Eukaryota, Metazoa, Nematoda, Enoplea, Dioctophymatida, Soboliphymatidae.
AUGACUAGUACGGUAACCGGAAGUGCGCCGAAAGUUUGCGAAGACGCUGAAUCAGACGACACCUUGGAAAAGACGGUAGUCAUCCGUGAAGAAGUUAUCAUUGCUGUCCAACUGUGCGAAACGGUCAGUUGUCGAAGAGGAGAGCACUGCGUUUUCAAAGAUGACGUGGCAAUCUGUGAAUGCUUAUCGUCGUGUCCGCAGGACAAUCACCCGGUGUGCGGAUCCAACCGUCAGACGUACGCGUCGCACUGUCACCUGCACAGGGAAGCUUGCCUCGAGAACAAAAGGUUGCGAGUGAUCCAUCGAGGGCCGUGCAGUCGUGCUCGGUCGACCGAACGACAUGUGGACGACGAAGAAGCUUCCAUCGAGUUCAUCGGCACCACCACGCACGAGAGACCUUUCACUCCCGUUCAACCGCGCAGCACCAACGAAUCCGCAGCUGUCGUUGCCACCCAUGCAACCGUGUUGGAAGAACGACCAACGACCCUGGCUGCGGCAGUUCCCAUCAGAAAGAUCGAUGUCGACACCUGUGAUCACAGCAAUUUCGCCCUCCUAAUAAGCAACAUCAUUCUACAUUUUCAGUCGAGUUACGGAGGUAAUAAAGCGUGGACACUGGAGGAAGGUAAUUGGCGCAUUCCGGCCAUACUCGUUGCCUCAACGUGCCUACAAUCAACUUGCUCUGGCACAUGCACAACGUACUAA